AUGCAUCUCAAAUUAUUAGUUUUCUUCCUCCUCACGACACACGUGUCCGGAUACAAGGAGACACGGAUACUUCAAAAUCGGGAACAAUUGGACAGCGAGGGCAAAGUUUUUCUGGGCUGGGAAUUUGAUUCGGAAACCAAUGUGAUAACUUUUGAGAUGGAGGUGGAAACGACGGAAUGGGUGGGGCUUGGAAUUUCUCUGUCGGGAAGUAUGACCGGUGCGGACAUCUUCAUCGCCGGUGUCAAACCGGAUCUGUCGACGUAUUCAAAUGAUUAUUUCGCUGAAGGGUUCACCCAACCAAAGAUUGAUACUCACUCGGACUGGAAAUUAAUCCAGGGGGUGGAACAAGAUGGUAAAACCGUGAUUAAAUUUUCCCGACUAAUUAACUCCUGUGACGAGGAGGAUUAUCCAAUUGGGGACGAUACGACCAGACUAAUUUGGGCGUAUGGAGAUACCGAUGAGAUAAAGUAUCACACGCCUAAUCGGAGAGGAACGAAAUCUGUCAAGCUUAUCGGUGCUCCAACACCCGAACUGGACUUGAAUGGACAUCCCAAACACUUCAUUUUAAGAUUGCAAAAAUUUGAAAUGGUUCUUGACAUGGAAGUCCCACCGAUGGAGACAACUUAUUGGUGCGGUUAUUUCAAAGGUCCCACCCUUCUAAGCAAGCACCACGUUGUCGCGUUUGACGCCCUCAUUGAAGGACUGACCUCUAUCACGCACACGCAUCACUUCAUACUCACGAAUUGCUACCUUCGAGCCGACUCGGAUAAAUCCUUAGACGAACUUAUGUCCAAUUAUACCGUCGAGUCGGGUUAUCUUGGAGGCCACUGCCGUGACCCCAACCCACCUAUUGUACUCCCGAGGGAGGUGCAUUGUGACCAGGAUCUAUUCGUUUUGGCAAAAGGGGGCAAAGUAAGAUAA
This is a messenger RNA of Folsomia candida, 921 nucleotides long. RefSeq names its product DBH-like monooxygenase protein 2 homolog. Gene Ontology annotation, molecular function: dopamine beta-monooxygenase activity; copper ion binding. Lineage: Eukaryota; Metazoa; Arthropoda; Collembola; Entomobryomorpha; Isotomidae. Bases 1 to 921 code for a protein of 306 amino acids. The record is from RefSeq and is a predicted model, not a curated record. The transcript has 6 exons. Gene Ontology annotation, biological process: dopamine catabolic process; octopamine biosynthetic process; norepinephrine biosynthetic process. Gene Ontology annotation, cellular component: secretory granule membrane.